CGGUGUUUGACGUAUCUCUCGUUCGUCUUCGUUGUACAUGUACAAUUUAUAAUCUGUGGCGUAUUUGAGUGUUUUGUUUGUUAUCAAACAUUUUGCUCCGAAAAGUGGAUAAAAUAAAAGUCCAAUAAAGUUGAACUGUGCAAGUAAAAAUAGUACACAGUUAAACGAAUCAUUCCAAUAUUAUUGAAGUUUACACUGGCUAUAAGUGUUUACCAUUUUGAGGUUAUAAUCCUAGUUUUGUGAAUCAAGCUAAAAGUAUUAUUCAAAUAUGGUUUGUGAGAAAUGUGAGAAGAAAUUGGGCCGUGUGAUCACACCGGACCCUUGGAAGUCUGGAGCCAGGAACACCGUGGAAUCCGGAGGAAGAAAAGUCGGUGAAAACAAAGCCCUAACUGCAAAGAAAGGGCGAUUCAAUCCUUAUACGAGCAAAUUUCAAGAAUGCAGGAUCUGCAGAACAAAAGUACACCAAGUUGGCUCACAUUACUGCCAAGCCUGCGCCUACAAGAAAGGAAUAUGUGCUAUGUGCGGGAAAAAAAUAUUAGACACCAAAAACUAUAGACAAAGUUCUACAUAGAAUCUUUUUUUAGUUAGUUUUUUAAUGAAGAUAGAAUGUGAAGAUUUGAAAUGUUUUUUUUGUAAAUUUGAUAAUCUAUGUACAAUGGCCAAUGGGUCAACCUGAUGCUACUUUUUUAUUGUAGUUUUGACUUUACAUCAAAAGUAUAACGUAGAAAAUUGAACGAAAAUGUUUGUAGCACUACAGUACUUGUGAAUUCAUAUUACUCAUUUAUUGUAUUAAUUACCUGUGAAUUUUGAUGUUUCAAUCAAAUAGUGAACUGUCAAUUGAGAGGUUUGCCCUUCACAGUAAAGGGCUAUACGUAGUUUAGUAGUAAUUAAAAUGAUUUAUUUGGGAAUUUAUAAUUUAAUGUAUGAGCAAAUGUCUUUUAGGGACUUAUAGCUAUGUAUUAAAUGUAAAAGAUUAUUGUAUCAUGAUUGAUAUGAACUGUCUGUAAAGUAACUAUGUACUUGGAAAAAAAAUAUGUUUACAGUUUAGCUGAAAAUAAAUUAUGUUUGAUAUUAAAGUCCAAUGUAGUUUCCUAAUUUGUUAAUUUCAUAAUUGAUAAGAUUUUGUAAAAUAUUGUAAAUAUCUAAAUCUCAAAGAUUACCUAAACCAGAUUAUUAAACAUUGAAGAAAAUGUUUCUGUAAUUGUUAUAUUUCUUGUACAUAAUG
Messenger RNA from Spodoptera litura, 1225 nucleotides. Its product is annotated as cysteine-rich PDZ-binding protein-like. NCBI's taxonomy places the organism in Eukaryota, Metazoa, Arthropoda, Insecta, Lepidoptera, Noctuidae. Gene Ontology annotation, molecular function: PDZ domain binding; microtubule binding. Gene Ontology annotation, cellular component: dendrite. Gene Ontology annotation, biological process: cytoplasmic microtubule organization. The record is from RefSeq and is a predicted model, not a curated record.